GACAAUUAAAUAAUUUUAACAAUCCGUAUUUACAUAGUUCCAUUUAAUUGGGCAUUGUUGUCUUCGCGAGUUCUAAGAAUCCACUCUCAUCCCUGUCUUUGAAGUGGGAAGCAGAACAACCCCUUACAACUUGGAAAUUCCAAACUGAACUCCGAUACAAACCAUAAACAACACUUCACAGAAACGAUUUCGUCCUAUAUACCUUACUUUAUCAUCAUGUAUUUGUUGACAGCGAAACCCUCCUUCAGACCUCAAUUGACACUAUCAUCUUCUUCUUCUUCAACUUCUACUUCGUUAUCUUCAAUUUCUCGAUUUUCCGUCCCAACUCGUUCACCUUCAUCAAUCACCUUUCCGAGAAAUUCAAACCAUAAUGGAAGACUUAGUUUCAGAGUUGAAUCAUCCAAAAAUGACUCUCCCAAUUCCGCUAGUGCCGGCGACUCCAAAUCCCCUAACGGCACUCUGUCAAAGAGCAGGAGAGAAAUCUUACUGGAAUAUGUCAAGAACGUGCAGCCGGAAUUUAUGGAAUUGUUUGUGAAAAGAGCGCCUCAACCGGUUGUGGAUGCAAUGCGACAAACUGUGACGAAUAUGAUUGGAACACUGCCUCCUCAAUUUUUUUCUAUAACAGUUACCACUGUAGCUGAGAACCUUGCACAACUUAUGUACAGUGUCAUGAUGACUGGAUACAUGUUUAGAAAUGCACAAUACCGUUUGGAACUGCAAGAAAGUUUGGAACAAGUUGCCCUUCCUGAUCUGCAAGAUAAAAAGGAUGUUCCAGACUAUGCUCCUGGGACGCAAAAGAAUGUUUCAGGUGAAGUCAUUCGGUGGAACAACAUUUCUGGGCCUGAAAGAAUGGAUGCUAAAAAGUACAUUGAAAUACUUGAAGCAGAGAUUGAGGAGCUGAAUCGUCAAGUUGGAAGACAGUCUAAUAAUGCACAAAAUGAACUAUUGGAAUUCCUAAAAUCUCUUGAGCCUCGAAAUUUGAAGGACUUAACUAGUAGUGCUGGGGAGGACGUUGUGUUUGCAAUGAAUACAUUCAUAAAGCGCCUGCUGGCUGUUGCAGAUCCUAGUCAAAUGAAGACUAGCGUGACAGAGACUAGUGCGCCUGAACUUGCCAAACUGCUUUAUUGGUUGAUGGUGGUCGGGUACAGCAUUCGCAACAUUGAAGUUCGGUAUGACAUGGAAAGAGUACUCGGAACUCCUCCAAAGCUGGCUGAAUUGCCGCCGGGUGAAAUUGUUUAAGCAGCCUUAAUGAAGUCGGUAAUCGAAUUACUGUUUUUCCCCAAGUUGGAACCAAGUGCCUUAAUUAGAUUUUGCACUUUUUUAUUGAUUGGCUGAAGGCUUGGUGACAUAAAGGACAGGGCUUCAUUUUUAGAGUUCCGGAACUAUUGGUUUCCUAAUAGUUCAUGUGAUGGAUCAUCUUUUUUUCUUCCUCUUGGUAGAAUGGAACUUUUCUUCCAAGUUAUACUGACAUGAUAUCGAAGUUAAUUCUUGAAGACGCAUUAUCCUUUGAUUUAUAUGUAACUUCUUUGACAGCCUAAAACUAUGGUGAAUUAUUUAAAUACAGAAAAGAUUGUUGGUUCGUUUUA
Molecule: messenger RNA, 1586 nt
Organism: Lathyrus oleraceus (garden pea)
Lineage: Eukaryota; Viridiplantae; Streptophyta; Magnoliopsida; Fabales; Fabaceae
Exons: 7
Coding region: 217-1239 (340 amino acids)
Source: RefSeq, a predicted model, not a curated record